UUAAGUAAUUAUUUGAAAAAAGAUGGUACCGUAACUAUGACUGGUAACCUUAAUGUUGGUAAUAAUAAAAUAGUUGGUCUCGCAACUCCAACAUCAAAUACAGAUGCCGCAACCAAAAAGUAUGUUGAUGAUAACACAGCUGCCCCAGAUUUAAGUGAUUACUCGGAAAAAGAUGGUUCCAUCGCUAUGACUGGAGAACUUAAUGCUGGUGGUAAUAAAAUAAUAAAUAUUGGUAAACCACUCCACAACAGUGAUGCGGUAACCAAAGAUUAUGUUGAUAAACUAGUUCAUAGUACAGCAGUUCAACCAAGUCAUUACAAGGAUCAGUUUGCUUAUCUCAUGUCAAGUGCGGCUCAAUGGACUGAUGAAGUAGAUGGAGGAGUUAGUUUUGUUAUAAAUAGGAUAGAUGACUUACCACCAAACAAAGGCAACUUUCACGAUUAUAAUCACAAAGUUAUUUUCAUGUAUAUAUUAAAAAAUCGCCAAGGUCAAUAUAGGUAUAAGAUGGGAAUUAAUUUUUACAGACUACCUGCAAAUACUGAUUACACGUUGUGUUUGGAAAUACUCAACACAGAUUAUACUCUUUGGGAUAAGACUCAAAUAAGUGUUGACAAAGGAACUUCAACAGGAUUAUCAAUUGGAAAUGUAGGUAUAAGAAAACUAUCCCAUAGGUAUACUGAUCCAAAAGGGCAAACAAAAGUUAUGUACUACCAUAGAAUAAUAGUUAAUUUCCGGAAGUUGUCAUCUGGUAAUAAGUUCUUUCUUCACAUUCUUGUUAAUAUUUCAAAAAGAGGAUAUAACAUUAUGAAAUAUCCGGACAUUUUUCAGGGGGUUUACAUGAUUGCUUAUGGUAUUGUGGGUACAUUUAGCAAUAUCGACCCAGAUAAAGUUUACGACUAUCACACCGCAUUUGAUAUUAAACCAACAGAAGUGGCGUAUAAUGUUGAUAUUAAUGCAAACAAUAAAAAAAUAUUAAACAUUAAUCUCGAUAGAAACAGUAACAAUAGUGCUGCAACAGUUGGAAUGAUAAAAGAGUUAAUUCCUUUUACCAAAAAUUCUUUUUAUAGAAAAUAUUUUAGUGAAUUCUAUAACUUUGCUGAUGCGGAUAGUUACGGAAUAAAUAUAGGUUCAUCUGGAGUUAUUAUUAAUUCUUUAAUUCCUAGUAUUACACUACCGCCUAAUAAAGACCUAAGUGAAAUAGUAGAAAAAGGAUUAAAUGUUAAUGGUUAUGAUGUUACUUUUUCUCCUUCAUAUUCCCCGAUAGAUACUUUAUGUAUUGUUUUUAGUUUUUGGAGAAAUAGGAAUUUUACCCUAACUAAAUAUUUAUCAACAAACAAUAAUAUUUUAGUAAAAUUAAAUUAUGAUAAAUCAAACAAUAAAGUAAUUUUAACUGUUAAUAAAACAACUCAAGAUUUUACCAUGCCAGGUAGUUUUAAUGGAAAAAUAAUUGUUUUAUGGCUGGCAGAAGAUUUUCAUUCAAAUGUUACAAAAGUUUCAAUAAGUAACUACAGCUCAACAUUAACUAUACCAUCCAUUCAAUACAAUACUAAUCAACGUUGGAAGUUUACAAUUGAAGAUGGAGUGUUAAUUAGAUUAAUGUAUUCGCCAAACUUUUACGACACCGACUCUACUCAAUUCCACAAAGUAUUGAUUCAGGAAAAGUUAAGUGGAUCUUAUAUAGUAUAGGGGAACCUACGGUUCCCCCUAUGACCCCCUCCCUUGGCUACGUCGCACUAAUGUAAAUAAAAGAAUAAAUGAAGGAUACCUUUGAAUUUAAUCACAUUGAUAAAUCUCUGUCAGAAUCAGACGUCACAACACUCAAAGACUUUUACAAACAUUAUCAUAAAUACUGGUGUUUUAAGCAGUCUUAUAAGAGUUACAAAUUUUGUUGAUGAAGUGUUAUCAAUUUCUGGAAUAUGUCUAGUAGCAAUAGGAACUAUUGCUGGUGGAAUAACUCUAAACCCUGUUGUUCUAGGAGUUGUAAAUGGUGCUGGAGUUAUUGUAACGGGAAUUGGUAAGAAAAAGAAUUAUAAGAGAAAAAUUGAAAUGUCAAGAAUUGCAUUUACUACUUAUGAAAAAGUACUCGUUGAACUUCGUGCAGCUCUGAGGGGUGAUGAGUGGAAUAAACAAGAUUUUGUUGAUCGUAUGAAACUAAUAGAUGAAAUGAUAAUUGAUCAAACUCCUAUAGCAGAUAGAUUUGCUAGUAGGUAUAAUACAAAAUUUAAUCUAAGCAAGUAA
Porites evermanni is the source of this 2238-nucleotide messenger RNA. The record is from the annotation of a GenBank genome assembly. NCBI's taxonomy places the organism in Eukaryota, Metazoa, Cnidaria, Anthozoa, Scleractinia, Poritidae.